AUGUCCGUCCCCUUCAUUGUCCAGGUUGACCCGAGUCAACCCCCACUCGACCCCGCCUCCGCCAAUGGCCUCACUUUGAAUCAAAUCGCCUACUUCGGGCGAGUCCUCGUCAAGGUCGACACCCGCGAGCAGGCUGAAGAGUUCAUCCGUCGUCAUGUCCGCAGCCUAGACGUCUACGCUGACGCCACCGCGAUCCGUCAGACCGCCGACCUCGUCGAUAUCCUCAAUGCCGGCGCCGCCAAGAUCUUCAUCACCCUCGGCCAGUUGCAGGCCCUGACCCAGGAACAGUCCGUCCCGGCCGAUCGCUUGAUCGUCAAAUAUGCCGGCCAGGACGAGCUGGAGGCCUUCCAGCGCUGGGUCAGCGAGGACGCCAGCCGCAAGGAAGCCGGCCUCUCCACCAACGACCCCCAGGUGGAGUUCACCGCCCUGGCGGAAAAGCUGGGCGUCAGUCUGGAGACGCAGAGCCUCUACCGGACCUACACAUCGCCCGUCACGGAGGAGGGCCUGCGGGAGACUAUCACGCAAGGCGGCGUCAGCAUCAUCCCGGCCGACGCCCUCACCCUCGACCAGCGCAACCCCGCCGGCAAGAUCGUCGCCUCUGCCCUGGUUUCCUUCCGCGCCGUCCGUACCAGCGACAAUGGCCUGUACGCUACCACCGUCGUUGAUGCCCGCGGUGUCUGCUUGGGCCUGGUUUGGAGCAGCGACGAGAGUAUCUCCGAGGCCCUGCGCACCGGCACCGGCGUCUACCAGAGCCGCAAGCGGGGCCUCUGGUACAAGGGACAGUCCAGCGGCGAUGUCCAGGAGCUGAUCAGCGUCGGCUUUGAUUGCGACUCCGACUGCCUGGUCUUCGUUGUCAACCAGGUCGGUCGCGGCUUCUGCCAUCUGGGCAGGGCCAGCUGUUUCGGCCCCUACAACGGCCUGUCGCGCCUGCAGAAGACCCUGCAGGCCCGCAAGGCCGACGCGCCCGCCGGCUCGUACACGGCCCGCCUGUUCAACGAGCCCAAGCUCACCCAGGCCAAGAUCAUGGAAGAGGCCGACGAGCUGUGCCGCGCCACUACGCCCGAGGAGGUCGCCUUCGAGGCCGCUGACCUGUUCUACUUCGCCCUGACGCGCUGUGUCGCCGCCGGGGUCAGCCUCGAGGACGUCGAGCGUAACCUGGACCUCAAGAACUUGAAGGUGAAGCGGCGCAAGGGUGAUGCCAAGGGUCCCUGGGCCGAGAAGCUCGGCGUCAACCAGCCCGCGGCCACCCCGGCCCCCGCCCCCGCCAAGGAAGAACAGCCCCCCGCCGACGGCCGGAUCGAGAUGACCCGCGUCGUCACCGCGAGCACGCCGGCCACCGUGGUGGCGGACCACCUCAAGCGCCCGUCGCAGAAGUCCAACGACGCCAUCGUGGGCCUGGUGCGCCCCAUCGUCCAGGACGUCCGCGACGGCGGCGAUGCUGCCGUGCUCAAGUACACCCACAAGUUCGAAAAGGCCACCUCCUUAACGUCCCCCGUGCUGCGCGCCCCCUUCCCGGAGUCGCUCAUGCAACUGUCGCCCGAGACCCAGGCGGCCCUCGACGUCAGCAUCGACAACAUCGCCAAGUUCCACAGCGCCCAGCAGGGCGGCAACGAGGCCCUCAGCAUGGAGACCAUGCCCGGGGUGGUGUGCUCGCGAUUCUCGCGCCCCAUCGAGCGCGUGGGCCUGUACAUCCCCGGCGGCACGGCGGUGCUGCCGUCGACGGCCAUGAUGUUGGGUGUCCCGGCCAUGGUGGCGGGCUGCCAGAAGAUCGUGCUGGCGUCGCCGCCGCGCGCCGACGGCAGCGUGUCGCCCGAGAUCGUCUAUGUCGCGCACAAGGUGGGUGCCGAGAGCAUCGUGCUGGCGGGCGGCGCGCAGGCGGUGGCGGCCAUGGCGUACGGCACCGAGAGCGUCAGCAAGGUCGACAAGAUUCUGGGGCCGGGCAACCAGUUUGUGACGGCGGCCAAGAUGCUGGUGGCCAACGACACGUCGGCGGGCGUCAGCAUCGACAUGCCGGCGGGGCCGAGUGAGGUGCUCGUCAUCGCGGACCGCCAGGCGAACCCGGCGUUCGUGGCCUCGGACCUGCUGAGCCAGGCGGAGCACGGCGUGGACUCGCAGGUGAUCCUCAUCGCGAUCGAUCUGGACGAGGCGCAGCUGCAGGCGAUCGAGGACGAGGUCGACCAGCAGGCGCACGCCCUGCCCCGGAUGGACAUCGUCAAGGGGUCGCUGGCGCACUCGGUGACGUUCGUGGUGCGCGACCUGGCGGAGGCGAUGGCGCUCAGCAACCAGUACGCGCCGGAGCAUUUGAUUUUGCAGAUCGAGAAUGCCGAGGGGGCGGUCGAGCAGGUGCAGAACGCCGGCAGUGUCUUCAUCGGCGCGUGGACGCCGGAAAGCGUCGGCGACUACUCGGCGGGUGUGAACCACUCUCUCCCGACCUACGGCUACGCCAAGCAAUACUCGGGCGUCAACUUGGGCUCGUUCCUCAAGCACAUCACCAGCUCGAACCUGACCGCCGAGGGACUGAAAGGCCUCGCCAAGACGGUGGAGCAGCUCGCCGGGGUAGAAGGACUGGAGGCGCACAAGCGGGCAGUCAGCAUCCGCGUCGCCCACAUGCAGUAA
This is a messenger RNA of Aspergillus candidus, 2616 nucleotides long. RefSeq names its product histidine biosynthesis protein HIS4. The transcript has 2 exons. The coding region runs from base 1 to 2616 and encodes 871 amino acids. The record is from RefSeq and is a predicted model, not a curated record. Gene Ontology annotation, biological process: L-histidine biosynthetic process. Gene Ontology annotation, molecular function: metal ion binding; histidinol dehydrogenase activity; NAD binding. NCBI's taxonomy places the organism in Eukaryota, Fungi, Ascomycota, Eurotiomycetes, Eurotiales, Aspergillaceae. Gene Ontology annotation, cellular component: cytoplasm.